Messenger RNA from Glycine soja, 1560 nucleotides. Its product is annotated as 11-beta-hydroxysteroid dehydrogenase 1B-like. The transcript has 7 exons. The record is from RefSeq and is a predicted model, not a curated record. Gene Ontology annotation, molecular function: oxidoreductase activity. Bases 290 to 1267 code for a protein of 325 amino acids. NCBI's taxonomy places the organism in Eukaryota, Viridiplantae, Streptophyta, Magnoliopsida, Fabales, Fabaceae.
AACCUAAAACUCCAAAUUUCCAUUUCUGCUCCACAACAUCCUUCUUCAUGAUCAGAUAGUACUUUUGAUCAGUCAUGGAUCUUAUUCAUAAGUUCCUGAACAUAGUAGCUCCUAUAACCACCUUCUUUUUCCUUUGCCUUUUCUUACCACCGUAUUGGACCUUCAAGUUCUUCCUUUCGAUCAUAAAUUCCAUCUUCAGUGAAAAUGUUGCCGGUAAAGUUGUUCACAUCACUGGUGCUUCCUCUGGCAUUGGCGAGUUCCCCCUCUUGGCCUGGUUUUGCUGCUCCUCAUGUUACCGCCCUAUCUGUUAUUCAAGAUUCUCCGCUUCAUCGUAAGAUCAAUUUUUAGUGAGAACGUAGCAGGAAAAGUGAUACUAAUCACUGGAGCCUCCUCUGGCAUAGGCGAGCAUCUAGCAUAUGAGUAUGGUAGAAGAGGAGCGCGUCUAGCACUUGUUGCCAGAAGAGAAAAUAGACUCAAGGAGGUUGCUAGCAUUGCCAAAUUGUUUGGAUCCCCUGAGGUCAUCAUCAUCCCUGCAGAUGUUUCAAGUUCCCAAGAUUGCAAACGAUUCGUUGACUCAACAAUCAACCACUUUGGACAACUGGAUCAUCUGGUGAACAAUGCAGGAGUAAGUGCUCCCGGCUUGUUUGAAAGCACCACUGAUAUCCGCAAUUUUGCACCCGCAAUGGACAUUAACUUCUGGGGUUCUGCAUAUGGCACUUACUUUGCAAUCCCCCACCUCAGAAAAAGCAAAGGCAAGAUCAUAGCAAUAGCUUCCUGUACAGGAUGGUUGCCUGUUCCAAGGAUGAGCAUCUACAAUGCGAGCAAAGCAGCAGUGAUCAGCUUAUAUGAGACUCUAAGAAUUGAAUUGGGAAGAGACAUAGGGAUAACUAUAGUCACUCCAGGGCUGAUUGAAUCAGAAAUGUCGCAAGGGAAGGUCUUAUUCAAGGAAGGCAAGAUGGUUUCUGAUCAACUAAUAAGAGAUGUGCAAGCUAGUUUGAUACCCAUAAGAUCAGUCACAGAAGCUGCCAAAUCAAUUGUUAAUAGCGCUUGUCGCGGAGACUCAUACUUGACAGAGCCAGCAUGGUUUACGACAACGUUCUAUUGGAAGAUAUUUUUCCCUGAUGUGCUUGAGUUUUGUAACCGUAGGACCCUAAUCUCAGGGUCUUCGGAGAGGGAUACAGUUAGCAAGAAGCUCCUUGAUUUAUCAGGCUUGAAGAAAUAUCUGUGUCCCAAGUCAGUGAGAAAUCCCAAUCUCAAACCCAGCUAACCAUCAACUUCAUGACUUUGAAAUCUAGCUCAUGCCAUCUAAAUGUGGAAGUAGUAUCUAUUGACAUAAGCUACUUCUGUACUUCACCUUAAGAAAAUAAAAAUAAAAAAAUCAUUUGUGGUGUGGCAUUAAGUGUUUCUAGUUUCUACUUAUUCAUAUGCCUAGCCGUCUUAAAGUGACAUUGUAAUCGGUAAAGGAAUAGUAGUUCAACUUUCCUUCAGGCUCGAACUGUUGGAUUCUUGAAGGAAAUCAACUGUGACUUUUAUCGCUCUGUUUCAAUGACUUUGGAUCAA